AUGAUCAAUAUUGUGAGUUUUAUGACGGAUAUUUGGAAUCGCUCAUUCUGCUCGCAGUGUCUGAAAGAACCGGUCCAGACCACGAUGGUCCCAUGGAAAUACCGAUUACUCAAACAGGAUUCACUGACUUAUUGGGAUUCUAGUGCUUCCGUCCACAAACUUAAUCUUCAGCAGCCUACAAACGACUUCUACAAUGUGGAGGUAUACAACAAUGUGACUGUGCAGUUCUUUAUCUUACUAAAUGAUACGUUGAAUUGUCUGUCCCCUUUCAUUCCGAACAAUACCGCUUCUAUACUGGACAUCCUCUCUUUUCCCACCCCGGAGAAACUGAGCAUUAAUCGUUCUGUUUGUGCGCAAUGCUCGCAAGUCUAUCUUGAGCUUAUUCACUUUUACGAAGAAAACUUGCUCCGGGUAAACAUUGAACUUGGCGGUGGCGUAGAACUAGCUGGUCUGAGACUUGUCGAAAACAAUCGCUUUUCCGUGUGCUCUGAUAUACAAAACGCGUUGAACCGGACUCAGUGGGCCUGGGCCAAAUUGUUUGAUUGCCAUUCAGUGGAGCGGAACACUCUGGGCGCAUUUAUUCCACUCAUAGUGUGUGCAGUUGCCCUAGUCCUGUUCCACAUUAUGUCCUACACCAUUUGUCGUCAUCCGGUCCAAAUGAUGAUCUACCGACCGAAACGCGUUGAAUUGCGGCUUCGAUCGGGGAUGUCCAAUAGUCAUAUGACUGCUUCCACCACAAUUCGGGAUCACUUGUCUAAAGCACCAUCCUACGGCAGUAUGGCCUCAUCUUCAACACAAAAUGCAGUACCUACUGGGGCGCCUAAUCAGAAUAAGCAACCUGAAAGGAGAAACAGUGAUUUAUCUCAUCUAUGA
Molecule: messenger RNA, 873 nt
Organism: Echinostoma caproni
Lineage: Eukaryota; Metazoa; Platyhelminthes; Trematoda; Plagiorchiida; Echinostomatidae
Source: the annotation of a GenBank genome assembly